Pseudozyma flocculosa PF-1 is the source of this 591-nucleotide messenger RNA. RefSeq lists its product as uncharacterized. The record is from RefSeq and is a predicted model, not a curated record. Gene Ontology annotation, molecular function: protein binding. NCBI's taxonomy places the organism in Eukaryota, Fungi, Basidiomycota, Ustilaginomycetes, Ustilaginales, Ustilaginaceae. The coding region runs from base 1 to 591 and encodes 196 amino acids. The transcript is spliced from 5 exons.
AUGGCGAGCACCGACCAUCCGUCACCAGCUGCAGGCAACGCAAGCUCGACCACACCGGGUGGACACCAGCUGUCCGUCGACGAACGGAUCGCGAAAGCGGCGGAACUCAAGGCCGAGGGCAACGCCCGCUUUGCCGCCGACGACCUCGACGCGGCGCUCAAGGCGUGGCAUCAUGCCCUGCUCUAUUCCGCGGGCAUCAACAGCUUUUCGACGCUCUACGGCUCCCGGUCCACCGACGAGCAGAACAGAAAAGCCGAGGAAAUCACCAGGGCCGUGUGGAACAACAUGGCCGCGUGCUACCUCCGUCGUGAGCAGUGGGACAAGGCCGUUUUGGUCACGACAAAGGUCCUCAACUCGGAUCCAAAGAACCUAAAGGCCCUCUACCGCCGCACCCAGGCCCACCUCGCCCUCGGAUCUACCCAGAACGCAGCCAAGGACCUCGACGUGGCGCUCGACAAGUCGCCAAACGAUCCCGCGGUGCGAAAGCUGGCCGAGGAGCUUGUCAAGCUCGUGGAGAAGAAUGAGGCGGAACAGUCGGCUGCGACGACGGAAGCGACCAUCGCCGAGAUCGUCGAUGAUGGACCGCCAUGA